UAUAAUUCAUUUCGUAUUUCACCGAAGAAGAGUUUCCUGCGUAUGGUCAACAGUUUGGGUCCACAUGUGUCAUCCAUUUAUCUUCUUUUUGAGGAGUAAACUGUAUUCACCUCUACUCUUCGGUUACUAACCAGUUACCAUGAGCUCCUGUCGACGACCGGAGCACACGGCUCCUCCAGAUGUGUUUUACAACGCAGAGGAGGCCAAGAAAUACUCCCAGAACUCACGUAUGAUCGAGAUUCAGACUCAGAUGUCGGAGAGAGCCGUGGAGCUUUUGAACCUCCCAGAGGGGCAGCCGUGCUAUCUGCUCGAUGUGGGGUGUGGUUCGGGGCUUAGUGGCGACCAUCUUACGGAGGAAGGACACUACUGGGUGGGAGUCGACAUCAGCACAGCAAUGCUGGAUGUGGCACAGGACAGAGAAGUGGAAGGAGAUCUUCUAUUGGGAGACAUGGGUCAAGGGAUGCCUUUCCGACCGGGAACCUUUGACGGCUGCGUUAGUAUUUCAGCUCUUCAGUGGCUUUGCAACGCUGACAAGCGCACACACAGUCCUCCCAAGAGACUUUACACUUUCUUUAGUACUCUCUAUUCUUCAUUGUCAAGAGGCGCCCGGGCCGUUUUUCAGCUCUAUCCUGAGAACUCAGAGCAGUUGGAACUGAUUACGUCGCAGGCCAUGAGGGCGGGCUUCAGCGGAGGCAUGGUGGUGGACUACCCCAACAGCACCAAGGCCAAGAAGUUCUUCUUGUGUCUGUUUGCUGGCGUGACGGGCGUCCUGCCCAAGGGUUUGGGCUCCGAAACGUCUGACAAGAACGUCCCCAACCAGGUCCAGUAUUCAGGACAAAGAUGCCGAUUCAAAAACAUGAAGGGAAAAUCGGCAAAGAAGAGCCGAGAUUGGAUUCUGGAAAAAAAGGAGAGGAGGCGCCGACAAGGACGGGAGGUGCGGGCUGACACCAAAUACACCGGACGUCAGAGAAGACCUCAUUUCUAGCUGUGACUCAUGCAACUGGGCCUUAUCACAUGCACACACAGAGUCACCUCUAUGGUGAAUGGACUUUAUUCUUUUUAAAUGGAUGCAAUACUUGUGGUCUCUCAUUUUUAAAACCUGACUUGGUGAAGACAUCUACGAGGCACAGAACAAGCAGUAAUAUAUACCAUAAUGUACAUAUCCAAGCUCAUAUUAUUGACCGUUUUUGUCCACGUUUUGUGACUCAAACUAGAACGAAAUGUCUGUUGCAUUUCCUCGGCGAGAUCACUGGACGCAAUAUUCGGUAUACGUGUCCAAAUUAAAGCAAAUACAA
Molecule: messenger RNA, 1295 nt
Organism: Hippocampus zosterae (dwarf seahorse)
Lineage: Eukaryota; Metazoa; Chordata; Actinopteri; Syngnathiformes; Syngnathidae
Gene: bud23
Product: BUD23 rRNA methyltransferase and ribosome maturation factor
Exons: 12
Coding region: 140-985 (281 amino acids)
Biological process (GO): rRNA (guanine-N7)-methylation
Cellular component (GO): nucleolus
Molecular function (GO): rRNA (guanine) methyltransferase activity
Source: RefSeq, a predicted model, not a curated record